AUGGCCUCCGCCUCCUUCCACUCCCACCCGUCCGCUGCCGCCUCGCCCCCACCGCCUCCGCUCGUCCCGCCCGCCCCCAUCACCGCGAGCAUCCACGCCUCGACCGCCCGCCUGAGACAGAACCGCGCUCUGCCCGACAGCAUGGUCCUGCUGCGCCGCCAGGAGAAGCAGCUGCACGACGACCUGCAGGACCUGCUCUACCAGCAGGACGAGGCUUUGCGUCUCGCCCAAGGCGCCCCCGCCGCCCACGACGAUGCUGAUCUCAGCGGCAGCGCCACGCCCACCGCGCGGAGCUUGGCCGACGAGCAUCGCCAUCCUCACCAACGGCGCCACUCCAACAUCAGAGGGAUCCGGGCUGUGCGCAAGGCCAUCCGCACCGCCGUCAGUCAGCUCGCCACCGUCAAGGCCGAGGAGGGGCGUCUGCUGGGCCACGACCGCGCGGGCAACGACGCCGUGGUGCGCAAGCUGGCCAGCUGGGCCGAGCAGAGAGACGGGCUGGAGACGCAGAUCCGCACCAUCGAGCAGGGCGAAGAAGGCGCCCACACCGCCGCGCUCAAGGACGAGGCCCAGGUGCUGCAGGACGAGAUUUGGGAGUUGGAGGACAAGCUGCGCGCCGCCAAGGCUCGCCAUCGGAAGCUGCUGGCCGACGUGGCCGAGAUUGAGAACUCGGUGCAGUCCAAGCUGUCGUCGUACAAGGCGUCGCUCUCUAUCCUAGAGGCCGAUAUCAACGGCUUUCUCCGCACUUGCUCGGCGCGUGAUCGUCAAGCAAGCGAGGCGCCUUUCUUCAAGAUCCCCCCCAGACGCCGCACCUUGGACUUGGCACGGGAACACUGGGACGAGGAGCAGGCCAAUACCGAGAAGCUGCGGCAAGAAAGCGAAACGGAACGCGACGCGUUGGAGCAAGGGGCUGUCAUGUGGGAUAACAUCGUUCACCGAAUCACCGAAUUCGAGAAGCACAUUGCAGAGGCAACAAUGCACCAGGGCAGCGGCACGGACCCAACGGCCGAGGCCAAACAUCUCAUAGCUGAUCUGACCGAGACAAUAAAUUACGUCGAGUCGCAGUUGGACCUCGCCGAGGAGAGAGGGUGGAAGCUGCUCGUAGCCUGCAUAGGCGCCGAGCUCAACGCUCUACACGAGGGACGGCGAAUGCUAGAGGCCAUGCUGCAAGCGGCAGGAGAAACAUCGCCUACGAUCGAACGCGAGAAGCGCCUUGGCGACGUUGAGAUCGAGUUCCAACCGAGCAGCUUGGCUAAUAGCCAGACCCUGCAGCAGAACGGCGACGCGAGCGGGGUAGCGGCUUCGAAACAAGCCCCAGCUCGGCAGCCCAGACCCAACUACCAUAGUACCGACGAGGACGAGCCGGACCCAGAAUUGCUUAUAUCGCACCAGGACACGGAUGAUGAGCAUCUUAGAUGA
Molecule: messenger RNA, 1416 nt
Organism: Diplodia corticola
Lineage: Eukaryota; Fungi; Ascomycota; Dothideomycetes; Botryosphaeriales; Botryosphaeriaceae
Product: autophagy-related protein atg28
Exons: 1
Coding region: 1-1416 (471 amino acids)
Source: RefSeq, a predicted model, not a curated record